This is a messenger RNA of Schistosoma turkestanicum, 3556 nucleotides long. The record is from the annotation of a GenBank genome assembly. Lineage: Eukaryota; Metazoa; Platyhelminthes; Trematoda; Strigeidida; Schistosomatidae.
UUUGAAUGUAGCGUUACGACAUCUGUGUUCAACAGUUAUUUUACGUAAUGAGUGAAUACGUCAGUAAUAUGGAACCGGAGAACACGAAAUAUUCAUUAUUUCAGUCACAAUCAUCAUGUUCUGCCUUCGAAACUGCAGCGGAGGUAUUUUUUUAACAAAUACGCUAUCUUACAUCACUCGUAGGUAACAGCUAUGUGUUCAUUUUCAGACUUGUUAUUUAUUGGAACAAGCAAAGGGGUGGUAUCUCAGUUAAUCAUUCAAGAGCUGUAUGACGAUAAUACAUCAUUUUGUUUCAGUAGUGUUUUAUCGAGGAGCCUAUUUACAAAGCCGAUUUUGAGGCUUGAAACCUCUUCCAAAAAAUCUACACUUGCUGUUUUCAGUGAUGAAAAUCUUACAUUAUGCAACGCUGAGAAAUUAGAGAUCAUAAAUUUUAUUCCGUCUUUUAAAGGCGUUUCAUCAUUUUACUUGUGUUCUUUCGAUGAUGAGAAGGAGAAGCUGUGCAUAGGAUUUAAAUCGGGCUUAAUUCAACUACAUCAUAUUUUUGUAUCAACGAUUAUGCUUGUUUUUGAGAUCAAGCUAUCAGAAGUACCACAGUCUCUCUGCAUCUCGCCACAAUUUUUAUGUGUUGCAUCAAACAGUAGUUACGUAUCAAUAAAUUUGCGUACAAGCAGUACUACAGAGUUACUACGUAAGAAAGAACCUGGACGAAAUUAUAUAGCCUAUUUCACUCAGAAUGAAUUUAUUGUUUCAGGUCCAGGAUCAUUGGGUAUUAUUGUCGAUGCUAAUGGUAUCUCUCAUCGUGCACCACUUCAAUUAUCGUCAAAUAUAGUGGAAGUUUUUGUGUGGAAAAAUUAUUUCUUCACAAUUACUGAUGAAUUUUUUACCAUUCACAACAUCUUAACACAAUCCCAGAUACAAACGGUAAAUCUGCAAAAACCAUCUGUAGCUUGUUUUUCUGCUGACACUCAUUUGUUAUUCUUUACUGGAACACCUGAAUCGAAUACUACCACUACAACCACUAGGAAUAUUCAAGUCUUAGGACCAGAACGUUGGGAUUUGAUUGCACGCAGGUUCAUCUUAACUGGUUGCCUUAAACAAGCUUUUAUUUUACAACAACAAGAACGAAAUCGUCUUAUUCAAAUCAUGCAGUUGCAAGUUGAGAAGUUUAAACAUGAACAACAUUUAUUCAAUCAGAGACGUCAACGUGUACUGGGACUUUUAGGAUUUUAUCAUUUUGAAAAAGGUGAACUAGAUGAAGCAGCUUCUUAUUUUGAACAGAGCGCUAUAGAUAUACGUGAAAUACUAUUUCGGUAUUCUGAUCUUUUGCCAAAAGGUUGUUAUUUCAUGCCAAAUUGGUUCUACAGAUUACAUCAAACUAAUCCAGAAGCUAGCGAUGUCAAUGGUAGCAUUGAUGCUCAAACAUCUGGCAUUAAUCUAAUUUAUGAUUUGUGCAUUUUAAGAGCUGCAGAAGAUUCAAACAAUGAUGAUCUAACUACUAGUUCAUCUUCAUGGUUUAUAAAAUAUGAAGAAUUUCUAUUUAAUUUUUUGCGUAAACAUCAUAAAAGUAAAUUUGUUGAAAAGUAUUUACACUUUGUAGAAACUGCCUUAGUCAAAUUGUAUGUUCGAUUGCAACAGGCUGAUAUUCAACCAUAUCUCUAUGAACUAAUCAUCGAUACAACAUCUUUUAAUAAUUCUCCAUCCAUUGGUAGUGCUCUAACUAAGUCAACUAGCAAUAAUGAUCAAGGUUUAGUUGAUUUGAUUUCAAGCUUGGUAAACAUUGAUGUAGAAGAUUUAACUGUCUAUUUAGAAAAAAAUAAUGCUUAUCAUGCUUUGGCGCUUAUCUAUCGUUGGCAAGGUAAUCUUUCUGGUGCAUUGGAAAUAUGGCGAAAAUUAGUUUACAAUGAAAUCAAUGAUUCAAGUUUUCCAGGAGUAGAAUUCUAUAUUUCCAUAUUGUUAGACCUAUCCACUUAUAAUUCAAACGAUUAUCAAAAGCAAUCAUCCUGUAAAGUAGUUGAUAUUUAUUCACCGAAUGAUACAAAUUAUGAAUUUCCUGUCUAUGCUGAAUUAGUUUGGAAUCAUUUUAUGCAAGCUUUAACAACAAAUCAUGAGAGUAUAGCUGAACAGUUUAUAUUACGUUUGCCUAUUCCUCCAGCUUAUCUUCAUUCAUCAUGUGAAUUAUCUGUUAUUGAAAGCAGUACAAUCAAGGCUUCCGUGGACCAUAGCCUUGCCCCAUCUCAAAUUUUAUCACCUAAUCAUAUUAUUCAAAGUCUUGUUUCUUCUUAUCCAAAUUUGAUUAUGACUUAUUUGAAACAUUUAUGUUCUAGUCUGCCUAACUGUCAUCCAGAGAAUCAUAAUCUGUUAGGCAAACUCUAUUUAAAUACUAUAUUAACGAAAUUGAAGAACACGGACAAUGUAUCUAAUGAUGAAAUGAAAAGACAAAUUCGUGAAUUAAGAACUGAAUUUUGCCAAUUGAUUCGUUAUUCGUCAUUGAUAUCACAUAAAACACUAUUGGAACGGUUAUACAGUGAGAGUGAUGCAGUCCAAAAGAAGUUGGCUUAUGAAUUAGCAAUUCUUGAAGGAAAGGCUAAUAAUCAUGUGAAAGCUUUAAAAUAUCUUAUUGAAGAUAUUAAUGAUUAUAAAGCUGCAUUAUACUAUUGUCUUACAUUCAGUAGUCAACAAUCUAUUCCAUGUAAUAACAAUAAUGCUAUUGUAAAGUGUAAUACUACAACAACUACAACGACAAAAUCUAACUCAUCCAUUACUCAUCAUCCCUGGGAUCCGUGUGAAUUUAUGAAAGAUUAUUCUACUAAUCAAUCAAUAUCCUCUUCAUUAUUUACAACAUUGAUUGAUAUUUGUCUUGAUAGAUUAUUCAUGGACAAGAACAAUUCUAAUAAUAAUGAUGAUGCUGAUAUAAAGAAAAUUAUUUUGAAUCUUUUAAAUAAUCCUGAUUUGAAAUUUAAUUAUUCACAGUUAUUAUCUCGUCUACCAUCAACAUGGAAUAUUCUGGAGAUCAAGUUAUUCUUAUAUCAUGCACUUCGAUCUACUCUACAAGAAUGGUCAGAAAUUCAAUUCGAACAUGGUUUAACUAAAUACAAUGCCAAAUUAUCAAUUACCAAUUUGCCGGAAAAAUCCUAUUGUUUAUUAAUUGAAGAUGAUACCAUUUGUUCCAAAUGUCAUCAAUCAAUAUGUGUGUAUGGUCCAUCGAAUAGUUUUGCAUGGCUUUUACAUGAAAAUCAAAUUGUGCAUAGUCAUUGUUUAUCAUCGAAUCAAUGAUUACAAUUUAUGUCUUUUAUAAGAUGAUGACUUUUUUUUGCUAAUAAUUUAUUUCUGUCUACUUUUUUUUCUGUCCAUUGAUUUCUCACUUUUUUUUCCUUAUUGAUAACUUAAAUGAUUUCAACGGACAUAUCACAUUGUAUAAUAAUAUUGUAUUUCGGUAUUGUUUUCGCUGACUUUUAUUAUUUUUUUUCUUAUUAUUUGAUGUAAAUAUAUUUUUACCUGUCUUCUAUAAGCUAUUCGAUUUUUUUUUCUUUAAUAGAAAUAUAUAUGUAUGUAUGUA